UCUCGAGAAAAAUCUCUCCUACCCUACGCUCCUCCUCGGCUCCUCGCCCUCUCUUUCUCUCAAGCUGGCUUUAAUUUGAAAUCCUUUUCUGUGUGUACGGGCAUUUGGGUGUCUGUCAAUUAUUUAUUACUCAGUACAUUGUAGUAAUAUUAUUGAGUCCUCUAGUUCGUAUCUUUUCAGAGACGGUCCUGCUACUCCCUGCUCUCAACUUGUUGGGGUUUUGAUUUGAUUUGGGGGUUUGGUUCCUCGUAGGGUUUUUGAUUGAAUCGUAAUCUGGAGGUUGAAGAUUCACAUGUUGUUGGUAGAUUCUCGACGGAAGGUUGGAAUCAAAUAAGAAGAGGGAUAUAGAUAAUUAAUAGUAGGAUGGCAUCCGGCAAUCCAUUCUUUGAUGACAUGCGGAUCAAGCCUGAAGUCAUUGAUCCUCCUCAAAGUGAAGCUAUGAUGGAUGUGGGUGAGAAUGUGAAUGAUCCUGCUCAAACAACUCUAAAACCCAACUUGACGGUAUCUAGCAGUGUUCGUGAGCUGUUGGAAUGCCCUGUGUGUUUAAAUGCAAUGUACCCACCAAUUCAUCAGUGUUCAAAUGGCCACACAUUGUGUUCUGGUUGCAAACCCAGGGUGCACAAUAGGUGCCCCACUUGCAGGCACGAACUUGGUAAUAUCAGAUGUCUUGCACUGGAGAAGGUGGCUGCAUCUCUUGAGCUUCCGUGUAAAUUUCAGAAUUUUGGGUGCAUGGGCAUAUAUCCAUACUAUAGCAAGUUAAAACAUGAAUCUCAAUGUGCUCAUAGACCCUACAACUGCCCCUAUGCUGGAUCAGAAUGCACUGUCGUUGGUGAUAUUCCUUAUCUAGUAGCCCAUUUGAAAGAUGAUCACAAAGUCGACAUGCACAAUGGCAGCACUUUUAACCACCGAUAUGUCAAAACAAAUCCGCAUGAGGUUGAGAACGCCACUUGGAUGCUGACGGUUUUCAGUUGCUUUGGUCAGUACUUUUGCCUGCAUUUUGAAGCCUUCCAACUUGGGAUGGCUCCUGUCUAUAUAGCAUUUUUGCGGUUUAUGGGAGAUGACAAUGAAGCAAAAAAUUACAGCUACAGUCUCGAGGUUGGUGGAAAUGGCAGGAAGAUGAUUUGGCAGGGGGUGCCUCGGAGCAUAAGAGACAGUCACUGUAAGGUUCGUGACAGUUUUGACGGUCUCAUCAUUCAACGAAACAUGGCCCUGUUCUUUUCUGGUGGAGACCGGAAGGAAUUGAAGCUCAGGGUGACUGGUAGGAUUUGGAAAGAACAGUGAUUAGUUCCUUCUCUCUCAACUAUUACAUCCGAUUCAAUCGUAGCUCAGGGCAAGUAGUAGUAUCUAUUUUUAGUUUUUACUGACUUCUUGUCAUGUAUUUUUUCAAGGGUAGAAGGCAAACUCUCUUUGCAUUUCUAUCCAUCGAAUGCAUGAGUAGGAAAUGCAACUCUUAUGCCUCAAUAUAUGAUAAUUAUCUGUAGAGAUCUAGAUGUAGUAUGUUGGAAAGCGAUUUUAUUAUCCCUUCUAUAUCACUUGAAUUGUUAUCUCAUCAGAUGUCUAGUGAAAAAUAUGAAGAAAACAUGGUAACAUCCACUGUUGAGCAUG
This is a messenger RNA of Tripterygium wilfordii, 1605 nucleotides long. RefSeq names its product E3 ubiquitin-protein ligase DIS1. Lineage: Eukaryota; Viridiplantae; Streptophyta; Magnoliopsida; Celastrales; Celastraceae. The record is from RefSeq and is a predicted model, not a curated record. Gene Ontology annotation, cellular component: cytoplasm. Gene Ontology annotation, biological process: ubiquitin-dependent protein catabolic process; multicellular organism development. Gene Ontology annotation, molecular function: zinc ion binding; ubiquitin protein ligase activity; protein binding. Bases 364 to 1281 code for a protein of 305 amino acids. The transcript has 5 exons.